AUGGACGCGUUUGAAAACGGCAGGUUCCAAAACAAACCCUUCAUCGUCGGCUCCACGACCGAAGAAGCGGUGAUGUUUAUUUCCUGUGUUUUUGCCAAGCUGCCUACUGUCGAAUACGAAGCUAUGGUCUAUGGACUCUUCCCGGCUGACGCGGCGAAGGUGCUGCUAGCCUACCCGCCCUCCGGUACGGGGGACGAGCAGUCCGUCGCCGCUGAGCUGGUCACGCACUACCUCUUCUCUUGCCCUGUCCGCAAGACGCUGAGAACCGCGGCAAGACGCGGAGACAGCGAUGUCUGGCUGUACGUGUUCGCUCAUGCGCUGGCUCAGGGCUGGCCCAAGGAGGUGAGCUGCUGCAACGGACACGUGUGCCACGCGUCGGACCUUUUCUUCGAGUUCCAGUCCCUGAAACUGACCAAAUACAAUUACACACACGACGAACAGGUCCUCGCCGAUUCCAUGGCUUACUACUACGGAAACUUCGCGCACACAGGCGACCCGAAUAAACCAGGGUCACACAUGGCGCAAGGCAAACCCGCCAUUCCAUGGCCACCGUACCUACAGUCCGAGGGUUUCAGGAAUGUGCGUUUUGACGUUCCUGAGGACAGUAUAGAUCAGCAAUACCUGCAGGAGAGAUGCGACUUCUGGGACAGCAUUAAUCCAUAUCCCUGA
This is a messenger RNA of Branchiostoma floridae (Florida lancelet), 669 nucleotides long. Its product is annotated as cAMP-regulated D2 protein-like. The transcript has a single exon. The record is from RefSeq and is a predicted model, not a curated record. Lineage: Eukaryota; Metazoa; Chordata; Leptocardii; Amphioxiformes; Branchiostomatidae. The coding region runs from base 1 to 669 and encodes 222 amino acids.